Messenger RNA from Hypanus sabinus (Atlantic stingray), 3871 nucleotides. Its product is annotated as P2Y purinoceptor 12-like. The coding region runs from base 99 to 1118 and encodes 339 amino acids. The record is from RefSeq and is a predicted model, not a curated record. Gene Ontology annotation, molecular function: G protein-coupled purinergic nucleotide receptor activity. Gene Ontology annotation, biological process: G protein-coupled receptor signaling pathway. The transcript has 2 exons. Gene Ontology annotation, cellular component: membrane. NCBI's taxonomy places the organism in Eukaryota, Metazoa, Chordata, Chondrichthyes, Myliobatiformes, Dasyatidae.
GUACCACACAGACACUUGUUCAUUCAGACAUAGUGUUAGGCAAUUUGCUGCCAGUAACAACCCCGUCCAGUGGAAACAACAUCAGGAACCAAACAGAGAUGGCUCAGAAUGACACAGGAGGAAGUUUCUUCAACUAUUCAAACAACACAGCGGAAAUCAAGUGCGCACCAGACCGUAGGAACAGCCAAGUGAUCUUCUCAGUGCUUUACACUGUUCUCUUCAUUGUUGGCCUGUUGAUGAGCAGCCUGGCAAUUUGGGUGUUCUUCGAAAUACCAAGCAAGUCAAACUUCAUUGUGUACCUUAAGAACACAGUCGUGGCUGAUGUUCUAAUGAUUGGAACAUUCCUGUUCAAAAUUAUUGUUGAGUCGCAGUUCAGAACACCCAAGCUCCAAGUCUUUGUCUGUCAAGUUAGUUCAGUCAUUUUCUACCUUACCAUGUACAUCAGCAUCAUUCUUCUAACGCUGAUAAGUAUUGACCGCUACCAGAAGACAGCAAGGCCAUUUGGCCAUUCAGGAAUCUGCAAACCCAGAACCGCUAAAUUUGUCUCAGCAACCAUAUGGGUGUUCAUGUUUCUCCUGGUGUUGCCUAACAUGCUGCUGUACAAGGGGAGCACCAUGCCUGUAAAUGAGCGCAAAUGCUCCUUGCUCAAGACCAAUCUGGGACUGAAGUGGCACGAGUUGGUGAACUUCAUCUGCCAGAUCAUUUUUUGGGGCAGCUUGGUAAUAAUCGUUGUGUGCUAUGUCCUGAUAAGCAGGGAGCUUUAUAAAUCCUAUCUGAAAACCAGAAGCAACUCCACCAAAACAAAGAAAAUCAACCUGAAUGUUUUUCUUGUGUUGGCUGUGUUCUUUAUCUGCUUUGUGCCUUUUCAUUUUGCCAGAAUCCCAUACACCCUCAGCCAGACCCGAGAUGCUUUCAGGUGUUCAGUCCAGGUUGCCCUGUACUACAUAAAGGAAAGCACAUUGAGCAUGAUAGCAUUAAAUGCUUGCCUUGAUCCAUUAAUUUACUUCUUUCUUUGUCGAUCGUUCAAGAACAUGCUGUUCACAAAACUGAGGCUCUGCACAAAGAGACUGGCUAACACAAGUAGCAAUGCAAACUCAAGCAUGGACACUUCUGUCUAAAGUAGGCCAAUGUAACACUGACAAAUUCCAAACAUUCUCAGUAAGGGAUGGCCAACCCAAAGAAACGGCACAGGUGUAGGUUCGAUUCUGCCUCAAGAUUUAAAGUCAAAGUCAAAUUUUUUUUUGUAAUUUCCACCUGUUUUCAUUGUAAGGAAGCAAGGCUUCAAAGUCAAGUUUUGAACUAUGAACUUUGAAGAAAGCAAGACUUGCACUUGCAUGAACACUCAUCAUGACCCAAAGUCAAAGUAAAAUUUAUUACCAAAGGAUGUACAUGUUACCUUGGGAUUAAUUUUCUUGUAGGCAUUUACAGGAAAAUAAAUAAUUACAAUAGAAUUUAUGAAAAAUUAUACAUAGACAAACAGACAAUCAAAGUGCAAGAGAAAUUAUGCAAAUAAAAAAUAACAUCAAUAACAUGAGCUGCAUUAUAAAUGCAAAAUGCAAGUAAACAAAAACGGCAAAAUUAGACCUAAAGUUGAAAGAUUGAAUGGAUUUAUUGAAUGAUCUGAGUGUAGAUGUUGUUCUGCAGAACUGUUCAUGUAAAAUGUUUCAAGCUGUGAUACAGCAAAAUGUAUCUACUUAUACCUUCAAAAAUAUCUACUUCUAUCUUCAAUGCAGUGAAAAAUCCCAGUGAGAUUUAGAUGUAAACCCUUCUACAAGAAGUGUUGAACGCCUUCUUUUUUUGACCGGAUAAAAUGCGUGCAAUCCAGAAGUACAGUACUGUGCAAACGUCUUACGCACACAUAUACAGCUAGGGUGGCGAGGUUUGUAGAUCUGUAGUAAUUUUACAUAUUGCAUUGUACUGCUACCACAAAUAAAAACAGAUUUCAUGACAUCAGUGAGUGAUGAUAAACCUGAUUCUGAUAUGUAUCUCUACCGUGGACUGAGAGAGGGAAAUCAUGGUUGGGAAAGGGGGAAGGGUAAUGAUUAAUGAUUAAUAAGCAAACUGUUUGGAAUCCAAUGACCUUACUUGGUACCUUAGAGAUGGGUAUGCCUACAGCCACAUCAACCUCUGCCCUGGCACUGCUUCUCUACCAUACAUCCUGCAAAAUUUGCACAGUAUUGUAGAGUCCUGACUUGAAAUAUCAACCUGCACUGUACACAUUUUGCCUCCAGAGAUGCUAGCUGACCCACGUAGUGUUCUGCUUAUCAUUCCAGAUUGGAGUAUUUUCACUCUCUUUUAACUUGUCCGUAUAUCUAUGUUCUAGCACAAUUCAAAUGGAGUCAGUACAUGGAUCUUGGGUGGUGGCUAAGAGUAGAAAUACAGAGCGGAGAGCUGACACACACUGACCUGAAAAGUGCCACAGAAUUUGGCAAGGGAAGAGUGCAAAGGGCUUCACAACAAAGAUCAGAGUGCCACGGUAGACCAAUGCUCCACAAAUGAAGGUGAUGCUGUUUAGUCAGGAAGGACAUUUAAGAAACUAAAUAUAGAGAUUAGGGUUACCAGAUGAUGAGGUAACUUUAACAAGAUGCAGGAAAUACCAGUAACAGUCAGAAUAUGGGUUUGAAAUUGGUCAGGAAGUUAAGGAUUACACAGAAAGGACUGAACAAUGAGGCUGAAGACAAAUUAGCUUUGAUGGAACUGUGAGCAGACUCAGUGGGCUGAAUGGACUAAUUAUGCUUUUAUACAGUAUCUUAUGGUAUUAUGAAACUCAGUACAGAAGAGCAAUAGAAAGCUGAGUGUGCAAGAAUCUUUCAGCUCAGUCUGAGUGAGCAAAAGGGACGAAGCACUGAACAAUGCAGUAUUUGAUGGAAGCUCAUAAGGCUGAAGUUGGUCUUUGCCCAAAGGAUCCAUGAUCCAUACCCAACUAUUGCCCAGAUAUUUAUCUGUCUACCCAAAAACCUUUUAAACACUACCGUCUUAACUACCACCCCGGCACCUACCACUCUUUGUAAAAACACUUGCUCUGCAUAUCUCCUUUAAACUUUCCUCCUCUCACCUUAAAGCUAUGCCUCCUUGUCUUUGACUGUUCUAUACUGGGAAAAAACAAUUUGGCCAUCCGUAAAAUUUCACCUUAUUGUGUAUAUUUUGAAAAAUGCAUCCUAUAUCCUUCAUAGGUCAGAUGUUUUCCCAUUUCACCAUGCAUUAGAGUUGGGGGGGAAUCUCACUGAAACGUAUUGAAAGCCCCAGAUCGAAUGGACGUGGAGAUGAUGCUUCCUAUAGUGGGUGAAUUGAUGAUCACAGUUCACAGCCUCGGAACAGAGGGCAUCCCUUUAGAUCAGACAUAAGGAAGAAUUUUUUUAGCCAGAGGUAAAUCUCUGGAAUUCUUUGCCACAGACGGCUAUAGAAGUCAAGUCAUUGGGUAUUUUUAAAGUGAAGGGUGAUUGAUUCUUGGCUAGUCAGAGUGUCAAAGUUUGAGGAGAAUAGGGUUGAGAGGGAUAAUAAAUCAGCCAUGAUGUAAUGGUGGAGCAGACUUGAUGGGCCAAAUGAUAGUUCUGCUUCUAUGUCUUAUGGUACUAAUACUGGCCUAUGGAAAGUAUUACUCUAUCUGCCUGGAAAAACAGUGCUCUGCUUUCUAUCUUUUGGCUAAUCCCCACUAAAAAGUUCUUCUUGCAUUUACAUAUGCCAAUUAAUACUUGACAAAAAACCCACGUUACAAGAAUUGAAACCCACUUCCUAAACUGCAGAUGUCAGAACAUUCAGUUCCAAAGGAAAUAGACCCACGAUUAUAUUAAUAUCUGCCAAAUUUAAGCCAACAGAAAAAAUUAUAAACUGAUUGAGGCACGUGAAUGUUGAUGUCUACUGUAAUUUUUAA